This is a messenger RNA of Botrytis deweyae, 2384 nucleotides long. RefSeq lists its product as uncharacterized. Lineage: Eukaryota; Fungi; Ascomycota; Leotiomycetes; Helotiales; Sclerotiniaceae. Bases 185 to 1918 code for a protein of 577 amino acids. The record is from RefSeq and is a predicted model, not a curated record. Gene Ontology annotation, molecular function: transmembrane transporter activity. The transcript is spliced from 7 exons. Gene Ontology annotation, biological process: amino acid transmembrane export from vacuole.
UGCAGCAUAUCUGUCUCCUCAGCCAGCCUUUGCUAUUUAAUAGGUUAACUCUAUUAUCUGUAAAAGAGCGGAGCCGGGUGCGACAUGAUAACAUUAUCUUACGAAAUGCAACGCGACAUUGCGUUUUGUACGACGAGAGACUAGCUAAGGCUUCUUCGAGAGAUGAGAAGCACUUAUAAACAAUAUGGCUUCCUCCUCUAGAGAGCGGAGUCUUUCGAGACAGCCACUGCUGAGAAGAAGAGCAAGUAUGGGCUCCCCCGAGGUCAAUGAAAUCGAAGAUAACGCUAUCGAAAUGAGCGGCAAUGGAACACAUAUCGAUGGAACGAAGUCUGAUCGCAUCAAGAAAAACAUCAACAAAUAUGAACAACUAUUUGGUAUCGACGAAGAAUCAUCUAGUCAGCCUACAACCUCGAGAAAGGAGUUAUGGUCAUAUUAUCUUUAUUACAAUGGAAACAAUGGAGUAGGGCCGCAAAGCUAUUCUCAAGCUCUUUUUCAGAAUGCUCUGAGUAAAGCUGGGUGGGAUCCCGCCAUUACACCUGCCCAAAUAGGUAAUUGUACCACAGGAGGUUGUGUAAUCCCGUGGGGUACGACUACAAGAUCUGUAUCUAGUGUGGUUUUGCUUGCCAAUGGAAUUUGCUUCACCAUUAUGUCUGUCAUAUUUGUGGCUUUUGGAUCGGUUGCAGACUAUGGGCAUUUUGGAAGAUGGAUACUGCUAUUUCUUACUGUUGUCUGCUGGGUUUUCCAAUACGGGAUGAUGGCCAUUACGAAGCCAGAACAGUGGCCCACGGCCAUGGCUUUGUAUAUUGUAUCAUACAUUUCAUACGGCGCAUCAUUGGUAUUCUAUUAUGCAUUAUUUCCCAGAUUAGCCCGCUACAUGCCCCAUGUUCAAAAGGCUCGAGAUGAAGAACUUAAAGAAGAAAGCAUAAAUCAAGAUGAGUAUGAUAGGAUAGAAAGUAUGGAACGAAACCAUAUUAGUAAUAUAUCUACCGCCCAUGCCAGUAUCGGAUACGUUCUUGUACUAGUACUCAGCCUCUCUGUCCUGAUUCCGAUGCAGGGAAAUUCUUUCGCUAACAAUCUUGCAUUGUGCCUCACAAACUCAUAUUGGGUCGUUCUUGGCCUUCCUUGGUUUAUUUUCCAACAAUCACGUCCUGGACCACCUAUUCCAAAAGGUAGUUCAAUAUGGACCAUCGGCUGGAAACAAGUCUAUCUCGCCCUCGUCGAGAUUCGUCAUCUUCCUCAGACAUUCACUUAUCUACUCGCAUUCUUCAUGCUUGCUGAUGGGUUAAAUACGACCACUACUCUCGUCUCUAUUAUUCAGAACGAAGUCAUCUCUUUCUCUUUUCUCCAAUUAACGUAUCUUGGACUUGCACAAGCUGUCACCUCCACGAUAUCCACUUUCUCAUUUUGGUACAUUCAACAGUAUUUUGGCAUUCGAACCAAACCCAUGUUCAUCAUCACCAACAUCUUUAGUGUUUUGAUUCCGCUAUAUGGCGUGAUCGGAUUAUGGACUGACAAGAUAGGCUAUCACCAUGUUUACGACUUUUGGGUUUAUAACAUUGUUUUUGGAUUAUUUCAAGCGCCAUAUUUCUCAUACUCUCAAACAAUGAUGAGUGAGGUUACUCCUAGAGGAUAUGAGGGAAUGUUUUUUGGGUUAUUUGGUAUUACAAAUAAAGCUUCUUCAAUCCUCGGCCCAAACGUCAUCCAAGCCAUUGUCAAUCAUACCAAUAAUAACUGGAUGGGAUUUCCAUUCCUGUUCGCAUUAUGUGCUUUUGCGAGUAUCAUCAUAUGGUUUGUAGACGUUGAAAAGGGAAGAGAAGAUUGCAGAAUCUAUGUCGCAGAGCGGAAGGCUGUCAAUGCGAGUAUACAGAGACAUGCCACUGAUGAUACAAAUGAACAGCAGGCUCGAACGGUAAAGUGAUAUCUUUACGUUCAGAUGUCACUGCCGAUGUUCGGUGGAAGAGGGAUAUUGUGGAAGGGGUUUCUUGGUAUAGUGUUUAGAGAUUUCUUACCUACACAGAGAUAGAUUCGAGUCAUGUGCGCCGUUUUUCAUAGUCCUUUCUGAAGCAGCAAACCACCCAUUUAUACUUUCACAAUUAUUUGCCAGUUUGUCUUCUCUUCUCUUCAUAAAUGAUUUUGAACAUGUGAGGCCUUGCACAUUGUUACACACGAUUUCCUAUCUCGGGUUGAGUUUCACGGAGAAUGUGAUACCAGGAACAUGGGUAGCUGUGCUUAUAAGACAAUUCACUGAGUGCAUUAUCUGUGGCGGGACAUAUUCAGAGUUCAACGCUAAACAAGAGCUAGCAACACAGAGCAUCAAAAUUGACAUUGAUGCUGAAAGGUCAAAAAUGACCAGUUAUUAUGAUGACUUCAAAGCUCAGUAGAAA